UGUUAAGGUCAGUAGAAAUGCCGUCGCUUUUGUUCUACGUAUGCAUCGCUUUUUCAUGCACAGAAACGAGUCAACCGAAUAUCCAUAUAAACAAAGAUCGUACCUAAAUCGCAUGUGGAAAAUCAUACAGAAUGUUGCGUUUGAUUGUUGAUAUUGGCUUACUAUUCAUGUUGCUAUUCAGAACAGGAAACGCUAUGCAGUCUGGUAAACAAAAGCUGGUCCGUAGUUUUGAGAAGUACGACAAGCUGCUUGCCCCCGAUGGCCCCGACGGUGAAGCCCUCAAUGUCACCCAUGAUAUCGACCUGAAAAGGAUCAUUAGUUUGGACAACCAAGUUCUUGUUUUGGACACGUUUAUCUCGAUGACUUGGCGGGACGGGCAAUUAGUUUGGGACCCGGCCGAAUAUGACGGCCUGGAGAUGAUCCGCUUGCCCAGUGAACGAGUCUGGCAACCUGACAUCAUGCUGGAAAACAAUGCAAAUCAGUUCCACGGGUUGCAUAGCGGCGACAUUAAUAUGGUCAUCACGUAUGACGGGUUCGUCUUUUACGCGCCCCCUGUGAAAAUCCACUCCUACUGCAAGGUGAACUACGCCAAACUAAAGCAGGGAAACGUCGUGACGUGCAAGCUGACGUUCCUAUCGUGGACGUACGGAGGUGACGUUAUAAAUCUUCUCAGCAAUAACGAUGCGAUAACGACCUCCGAUUUCGACACCCAUUUCAACCCUCAGUGGCAGUACGUGACGUCAAACGUGGAACGUGACGUCAAAUACUACGCAUGUUGUGUUGAGCCCUACAUUAAACUGAAGUACGUCAUCAAACUACGCUAUGUGGGUAACUAACAUACAUGAGAGCAGAGUUCUAUUGGAACCGAAGUGCGUUUUGCAAAGCAUUAUUGUUGAGAAAGUGAAUAUGUUGAAUGCAAACUGUAAACAACAAAAACAGUUUUGUUCCUCUUAACCCAUUUAUGCCCAGUGGACUCUCCCAUCCUUCUAAAUUGGAUCAAUUCAUUUGCAAAAUUAGGGAUGUCUAGUAUAUUUAUUUCUAUAUUAAGAAUAUUUCUUAAAGAAAUUUCUUUAAGCAAACAGCGCAGACCCAGAUGAGACGCCGCAUGAUGCGGCGUCUAAUCUUGGUCUACGCUGUUUGCCAAGUCCUUUUUACUAGACGCUAGGCAUAAAUGGGUUAAUGCUUUGUAGGUAAUAAGAUAUUAUGCUUGCAUACUUACAAACUAGUGAUACAACUUUUGUAAAACAUGCACAUACAGCAAAUGUGUCGUGAGGUUGACAUAUUUUAGUUAUCGUCUUUUUUUAAUGACAGUUGAUAUAGAAUUAUAAUGAAAUAUUAAUUCAAGAAAGUCAUACAGUCAAAUGUCGUUUAUUGAAAAUAAGGUCGGAUUUAUAAUAAUUAUUAAAAAAUAGCUUUCAUAUAGUCAACAUAAAUAAUAAAAGGAUGCUCCGCAAUAUUUAUUUGACAGCUGAUUAUAACUAUUUUUUCAAUAAACUUGAUCAUUAUUAAUUUACACAUUUGUAGUAUGAAUGAUUCUUAGAGACGAUGGAAAUCAAA
Molecule: messenger RNA, 1557 nt
Organism: Dreissena polymorpha
Lineage: Eukaryota; Metazoa; Mollusca; Bivalvia; Myida; Dreissenidae
Product: neuronal acetylcholine receptor subunit alpha-10-like
Exons: 5
Coding region: 132-836 (234 amino acids)
Biological process (GO): chemical synaptic transmission; nervous system process; signal transduction
Cellular component (GO): postsynaptic membrane; neuron projection; synapse
Molecular function (GO): acetylcholine-gated monoatomic cation-selective channel activity; transmembrane signaling receptor activity
Source: RefSeq, a predicted model, not a curated record